GAGCGACCAAAGCUGGAAAGGGAGGGGGUGGGGUUGUGAGCGUACCUCGGUGGUGGUGGGGGGCUGCCUGGGAAGGUAUCAUGGCUGCUGCUGCGGAGCUUAGUCACCCGAGCAGCAGUGACAGCAGUCUGGAGGGAAGCUGCAGCCCCAAUCUUUCCCGCGAGGUGCUCUGCGAAGUCUUUCAUUCCUUGCACACACUGGCUGGACAGCUUAACCUCAAAGAUGAUGUGGUGAAAAUUACAAUCGAUUGGAACAAGCUCCAGAGCCUCUCAGCAUUCCAGCCUGCAUUGCUCUUUAAUGCACUUGAGCAACACAUUUUAUAUUUACAGCCUUUUUUAGCAAAACUUCAGCCUCUCAUUAAAGAGGAGAAUUCAACUGCUAUUGAAGAGAUAGGAAAAACAGAAACGGGGAACAAGAAUGAACUAAAUGCCAAAUUUCCCACUGGUGACCUACAAGAGGAAGAAAAGCACAAAGAUUGCGAUUUAGGAGAUAUGAAAAAGAUACAAAUCCAUUUUGAUCCAGAAGUAGUUCAAAUAAAGGCUGGAAAAGCAGAAAUUGACAGACGAAUAUCUGCAUUUAUUGAAAGAAAACAAGCUGAAAUCAAUGAAAACAACGUCAGGGAAUUUUGCAAUGUUAUUGAUUGUAAUCAAGAAAAUAGUUGUGCAAGAACUGAUGCCAUUUUUACCCCUUAUCCUGGAUUUAAAAGUCAUGUAAAGGUUUCUAGAGUUGUGAAUACAUAUGGACCACAGACUAGACCUGAAGGAAUUCAAGGGUCAGGUCAUAAAUCCAACAGUAUGCUCCGAGACUGUGGUAAUCAGGCUGUAGAAGAACGACUACAAAAUAUUGAGGCUCACUUGCGAUUGCAGACAGGUGGUCCAGUGCCAAGAGACAUUUAUCAGAGAAUUAAAAAGCUUGAAGACAAAAUCCUUGAACUGGAAGGCAUCUCUCCUGAAUAUUUUCAGUCUGUAAACCUUUCUGGAAAAAGAAGAAAAGUUCAUCCACCUCAACAGAACUAUUCACUGGCUGAACUUGAUGAGAAAAUUAGUGCCCUCAAACAAGCUCUACUCAGAAAAUCAAGAGAAGCAGAAUCUAUGGCAACUCACCACCUUCCAUGAAAAAUUCCUCUCAUCUUUGUCAAUUUACUUUUUUUAUAUAUGUGUGUACCUUACACUUUAAUUAAUUAAUGGAUAUGUAUUUAUCAGUGUAAAUUUUUCUGUGAAGUCAAGGUGUAUUUUUACAUGAGUCUGUCUUGCAACAAGUAAUCUUCAUCUAUUCCAAUGAAGUUUGAAAUAAUCAGUGUGCUAAAAAUAUCAUUGUUGGAAUUUAUUCCCUUCUGUUUUAAAGGAGGUAUUUUGGAAGUUGAAAAACUUAAUUUGGAAGUACCUUGAGGUAUUGUUUUGUUUUGUUUUUUGGUGAACUACAGGAAGAUUAUUUUGAUAGUGAGAUUUAAAAUGAACUUUAUAUUUGUAACAUUGGUUAACCAGUUUACUAGUUCAAAUGUGCACAUAUGGGCAUUCAACAAAAAAAUCCAGUCUGAAAUGAAUUUUAAAUCCAUGUAUAAACUUAUAUUUUUAUUUCUUAAAUGUCAGUUAAUGUAAAUAAACAGUUGAUCCAAAUUUAUCCUUUUAUUAACUGUGUGAGCUUGAGCAAGAUAUUCUCACUUUGUGCCCUAAUUUCCUAAUUUAUAAAAGGGUAAUAAUAAUGGAACCUUACUUCAUUGAUUAUUAAGAAUAGGUGAGAUAAUGCAUUACAGAUUUUGAAACUGUCUGUUCCAAAGGAAUUAUUAACUGUUGUCAUUGAAUGAAACCUCGUCUAUUUGUGGAGAGUAGUAAUGAUAUUACAAAGAAGUUAUAUUGCUAUAGUUGGAAAUUAAACAUUUAAAAGAUGCAGUUAAUUAUAAUAUCCCAAGUCUUUCAAGGAGUAGCUGUUUAGGUCACAAGAAUUACCUGAUUGCAAGAAUCAGAAUUUUGCCUAACAUUGCUUGUAAAAUGGCAAUUGUUUCAAAAAAAAUAAAUAAAUAAAAAAUCUGAAACUUAAUUGCAACAAGUA
Molecule: messenger RNA, 2049 nt
Organism: Ictidomys tridecemlineatus (thirteen-lined ground squirrel)
Lineage: Eukaryota; Metazoa; Chordata; Mammalia; Rodentia; Sciuridae
Gene: Mbip
Product: MAP3K12 binding inhibitory protein 1
Source: RefSeq, a predicted model, not a curated record